AUGAAAAGAUGCGUCCUACAAAAAGAAAUGUAUCAAGUGAAGCAGUCUCAAACCACACAGCCAAACAAAGAGAUGGAUAAAGUAUUCCAAGCCCUCGAAGAGCAGCGUAAGUCGAUUGAUAAUUUGUCCCAAACCCUUAUUUCCCUUUCCAGAUCCAACAAUAAUAUUCAGCGGAAUCAGGGAGGAAGAGGCGGCCGAAACCCCUCCCUCCGCGGCUUUGACGAAAGAGGGAACAGAAUUUGUUUUUAGUGCCAGGGAGUCGGACACAUUGCAAGAGAUUGUGUGAACAAUACAAGUCAACGCCAGAAUGACGGCCUUCCCCCAUCCAAUUGCCCACCACGCAAUACUGCCCCACCAUCAUCGUAUGUCCCUAGCCAAGAUACAUCAGCGCCAAACGGUCUCCCUCCACAGUCGCGAGUCGGACAGUAGGAGGGGAAGGCGCAGACUCUCAUAGCAUACCAGAAAGAAUAAUUGGCAAGUGUCCUGUUGCUGUUGUGAACAUUGGAGGCGUGUCUGUAUCAUGUUUACUUGAUUCAGGCUCUGAGGUCUCUACUAUUACAGUCGAAUUAUUUAAUACUCAUUUUAAACCAAAGGGACAGGAAUUACUUUCAACCAGUGGGUGGUUAAAACUGAUAGCAGCAAAUGGGUUAGAAAUACCCUAUCUUGGAUAUUUCGAACUUGACAUUGAAGCUUUUGGCUUAAGCGUGCCCAGACGAGGAAUACUGGUCAUAAAGGAUUCUGCCAAUGAUGCUAUAAGAGCACGGAAGAGAGACGUACCAGGUCUCCUUGGAAUGAAUGUACCAUGUGAAAUGGGACAAGUGUUAGCCAAGUUCGAGGGAACGGAAUUUUUAAGUAAAGUUGAUCCUGUAUGGUCACAGCCAAUGCAGGCUGCUAAACGUCGUGCGAAUACAUCAGUACGGGGUAUCGUUCGAGUUGCAGGAAAGCGUGCAGUGCGGGUCCCAGCUAGUUCGGUAACAACAAUACCUGCCACUGGUUGGGGUGGUCAAGUGAAGUGCGAGAUGGCAAUGGUGGAACCAGUUGUUGGACAACAUUUGUCGCACCUAGUGGUACCCAACACCCUCGUGAGACCGUCAUCCCCCUUCUGUGUGAGAGUUGCAAAUCUAACCAAUGACGAUUUGUGGAUCCAGCCAAGGACAAGGAUAGGUGUUCUUCACGCAGUCAGCAACAUCGAAAGUGGUGUGGAAUUCAAGAGAGUGUGAGUCAACGAAGAAAUGGUUACGGUGCAAGAUAGCGAGAACACAUCCAUUCCAGACGUCGUGGAAAAUACUGAAUGUCCUUGCAACGGACUUUCCCCAGAGCAGCAAGAAAAGCUGGACGCACUGUUGAACAAGCAUGCUUCCGUAUUUUCAAAGUCAGACGAUGACAUUGGCUACACGGAGACGGUUAAACACAAAAUUAGGACGGAGGAUGACAUCCCGAUUACGCAACCCUGCAGACGAAUUCCCCCAAAUCAAUACCAAGAGGUGAAGGAACACAUUCAGAAAUUACUUGAUAGCUCAGUUAUUCGCGAAAGUCACAGCCCUUAUGCAUCUCCUAUUGUGUUAGUGAGAAAGAAGAACGGCUCCCUUCGCCUGUGCGUUGAUUAUCGAAAGCUCAACUUAAGAACGCAAAAGGACUCAUUCCCUUUACCCCGGAUAGACGAGUCACUUGAUGCUCUCAAUGGUGCACAGUGGUUUACAACAUUAGAUCUUGCAAGCGGUUUUAAUCAGGUCGCAGUCGAAGAGGAAGACCGAAGACCGCAUUCACUACUCCGUUGA
Molecule: messenger RNA, 1778 nt
Organism: Paramuricea clavata
Lineage: Eukaryota; Metazoa; Cnidaria; Anthozoa; Malacalcyonacea; Plexauridae
Source: the annotation of a GenBank genome assembly